CAUGAGCCGAAAUGCGGGGUCCACAAUCGCUUAUUCAUAUUACAGUAGCAUCGGUUGUAUGUCAUGGAGUGGAAACUUGAUUGAUUUGCAAAAACUCCUUUGCAAUUUAUUAAAUGUUAUACUAUUAAUAUCAAUAUUAUUAUCAUUAUUAAAGACCGUUGUCCACAUUGAUGCCAUGGGUUUUUUUUAGUCGGUAGCUUAGACAGCAGAAGAAAAAAAAGUGGGCAAGUGUGAACGCAUAAUUCCAACGCAUGAUUCCUUUCUAGAGUUUGGGCAGGUUCCUUGUAGCUCAAGGGGCCAUGGGGCUUUGGAUUCAUGGCUGAAUCUUACUUUUGUUAGUGUGCGGUUUCCUUUUUUUUUCCUUCUUUUUUGCCGGGUCCUGAAUAAUAUUUUGGAUGUUCUUUCAAAUAUCUAAGAGAAUUUUAUCUUCAAGCUAUAUCAGAAGUUCUGAUUAACUAAAAACAAAUAAACCCAACAAUUUUGUGACUUAUAAAGAUCAAGCAAUCCCAGUUCAUUCUCCACAAGUAAAACAAACUGAUUAGUACUUGAUGUGAAAAUGAUUCUGUUGGAUGAGUUCUAAAAUAGAUAAGAUAACAUAUUUUAUCAUUGUAAAAGUAAUAAUAUUUACAUUCUGAGAUUUAUAUAUAUGUUGUACUUGAAUUUGAUAUUUGAUUCCUCUAAUUAAGAGAGAGAAAAAAAAUGUAAAAACUAUGAGGUCAACAUGUUGUGCUGCCAUGUCCAGAGCAGACUUCUGUGACUUUUAAAUUAAUUUCUGAAUUUGACAAUCAAAGAAUUUGAAAAAUAUCUGAAGUCAGGCCCAGGAAAGAAGGGUUGAAGAUGGAAAAUGUCAAAACAUCAUUGUAUGGUAUAAUGAAUCGAAAAUAUACAUCUCCAUAUUCACAACAGCAACCAUCAUUCAUGAGGUUAUGAAAAUCAUCAGCCUCAAAAGCGUAAUAGCUCUACUUCUCUUGCUUUCUGUAAUUUGUUUUCGGUUUUGCACUGCCAUCGACACCAUGACCUCCACUCGAUUCAUCGAAGACCCUGAAACUCUAGUCUCUAAUGGAAGUGCCUUCAAACUGGGUUUCUUUAGCCUUGCCGAUUCAACCAACCGCUACGUUGGCAUCUGGUACAGCACCCCUUCUUUAUCAACUGUCAUAUGGGUGGCUAACAGGGACAAACCCCUCAAUGAUUCCUCUGGGAUUGUGACCAUAUCCGAAGAUGGUAAUCUUCUGGUUAUGAAUGGCCAGAAAGAGAUUGUCUGGUCCUCAAAUGUUUCAAAUGCAUCAGCAAAUUCAAGUGCUCAGCUUUUGGAUUCUGGAAACCUUGUUCUGCAAGAUAACAGCGGAAGCAUCACAUGGCAGAGCAUCCAACAUCCUUCUCACUCACUUUUGCCAAAGAUGAAAAUCAGCACGAAUACACAUACUGGUGAGAAGGUAGUACUAACAUCAUGGAAAUCUCCUUCUGAUCCAUCUAUUGGAAGCUUCUCUUUAGGAAUGAAUCCUCUAAACAUUCCCCAAGUAUUCAUCUGGAAUGGCAGUCAUCCAUAUUGGCGAAGUGGUCCAUGGAGCAGUCGGAUCUUUAUUGGAAUACCCGACAUGGAUUCAGUUUUCCUCAGUGGAUUUCAGGUGGUUGAUGAUAAAGAAGGUACUGUUUAUGGAACUUUUACUGAGGCAAAUUCCUCCAUCUUUUUAUGCUAUGUCUUGACUUCCCAAGGAUCACUAGUGCAAACAGAUAGGGAGUACGGGAAGGAGGAGUGGGGGGUUACUUGGAGGAGCAAUAAUAGUGAGUGUGAUGUUUAUGGUACAUGUGGGGCAUUUGGAAUCUGUAAUUCAGGGAAUUCACCAAUUUGCAGCUGUUUGAGAGGGUACAAGCCAAAGUAUACAGAGGAAUGGAGUAGAGGAAAUUGGACUAGUGGGUGUGUGAGGAAGACACCAUUACAAUGUGAAAGGACAAACAGCAGCGGUCAACAGGGCAAAAUAGAUGGAUUUUUUAGGCUAACAACAGUGAAAGUUCCAGACUAUGCAGAUUGGUCUCUUGCUCACGAAGAGGAAUGCAGAGAGGAGUGCUUGAAGAAUUGUUCUUGUAUUGCUUAUUCAUAUUAUAGUGGCAUCGGUUGUAUGUUAUGGAGCGGAAGCUUGAUUGAUUUGCAAAAAUUCACUAAAGGCGGGGCAGAUCUUUACAUUCGUCUUGCACAUUCAGAACUAGAUAAGAAGAGAGAUAUGAAAGCAAUUAUUUCUGUUACAGUUGUAGUAGGAACAAUUGCCAUUACCAUCUGUACAUAUUUCUUAUGGAGGUGGAUAGGCAGACAAGCAGUGAAGGAGAAAAGCAAGGAGAUUUUACCAUCUGACAGGGGGGAUGCAUAUCAAAAUUAUGAUAUGAAUAUGCUUGGAGAUAACGUGAACCGAGUUAAACUUGAGGAGUUACCACUUCUGGACUUUGAGAAGCUGGCAGCUGCAACAAACAACUUUCAUGAGGCCAAUAAGCUCGGGCAGGGUGGUUUUGGUCCAGUAUACAGGGGUAACUUGCCAGGAGGACAAGAAAUAGCAGUGAAAAGACUUUCGAGAGCAUCUGCACAGGGUCAAGAAGAAUUCAUGAAUGAGAUGAUAGUGAUUUCUAAAAUCCAACACCGGAAUCUUGUUAGACUUCUUGGCUUCUGCAUUGAAGGGGAGGAAAAGUUGUUGAUCUACGAGUACAUGCCAAACAAAAGCUUGGAUGCCUUUCUCUUUGAUCCUCUCAAGAGAGAGUCUCUGGAUUGGAGAAGACGCUUCAGCAUUAUUGAAGGGAUUGGAAGGGGCCUCCUUUACCUUCACAGGGAUUCUAGAUUAAAAAUCAUUCAUCGAGACCUAAAGGCAAGUAACAUUUUGUUGGAUGAAGACCUGAAUGCUAAGAUUUCAGACUUUGGUAUGGCAAGGAUAUUUGGAAGCAAUCAGGAUCAAGCCAAUACAAUGAGGGUCGUGGGAACAUAUGGUUAUAUGUCCCCUGAGUAUGCAAUGGGAGGACAAUUUUCAGAAAAAUCUGAUGUAUUCAGCUUUGGGGUGUUGUUGUUAGAGAUUGUAAGUGGGAGAAGGAACACUAGUUUUCAAUAUGAUGACCAGUACAUGAGCCUUUUGGGAUAUGCAUGGACACUAUGGUGCGAACACAACAUCCAAGAACUAAUAGUUGGAGCUAUAGCAGAUGCAUGCUUCCAAGAGGAGAUAUCAAGAUGCAUACAUGUGGGACUGUUAUGUGUGCAAGAAUCAGCUAAAGAUAGGCCAUCCAUGUCAACUGUUCUGUCUAUGCUCUCUAGUGAAAUUGCACAUCUCCCUCCCCCAAAGCAACCUCCAUUCUUAGAGAAGCAAAUUGCGAUAGAUACCGAGUCUUCUCAACCGAGACAAAAUGAAUCUUCUUCCAAUCAAGUCACUGUUACAAUCAUUCAGGGCCGAUAGAAUGAGUGGGUGAUAAUUAGUUCAAUUGUCUUUUUGUUUUUGUUUUUCUUUUUUAUUUCUUUUUUUUGUUAUAUAUUCAACUUGGUGACUUCAGUCCUAAGAACCCCAUCAUGUUGUAUUGGAUCCUUUAUUCUUCAGAAAAACGUGUACGGAUCUUCAACAAUGAUCUUUUCAAUAUGAAUACUUUCUGCUAUUUUUGGAUUAAA
Vitis riparia (riverbank grape) is the source of this 3631-nucleotide messenger RNA. RefSeq names its product G-type lectin S-receptor-like serine/threonine-protein kinase At1g11300. Gene Ontology annotation, biological process: recognition of pollen; protein phosphorylation. The coding region runs from base 927 to 3425 and encodes 832 amino acids. The transcript has 7 exons. The record is from RefSeq and is a predicted model, not a curated record. Lineage: Eukaryota; Viridiplantae; Streptophyta; Magnoliopsida; Vitales; Vitaceae. Gene Ontology annotation, molecular function: ATP binding; protein serine/threonine kinase activity.